This is a messenger RNA of Salvelinus fontinalis (brook trout), 5685 nucleotides long. Its product is annotated as MOB kinase activator 1B. The transcript has 6 exons. Gene Ontology annotation, biological process: positive regulation of protein phosphorylation; hippo signaling. The record is from RefSeq and is a predicted model, not a curated record. NCBI's taxonomy places the organism in Eukaryota, Metazoa, Chordata, Actinopteri, Salmoniformes, Salmonidae. Bases 352 to 1002 code for a protein of 216 amino acids. Gene Ontology annotation, molecular function: protein kinase activator activity. Gene Ontology annotation, cellular component: nucleus; cytoplasm.
UUGAAGAGAGCUGUAAAAUAAGUGUGCUGUGCAGUUUGCCAGAUCUCACAGUAAUGUUACUCAAUCAACCAGAUAAGCAAACGUUUAGGGUGGUCGAAUGUAUAGUACCGUGACUAGGUAGCUAGAUGUUGCAGAGCUCGCUGAUGCAAAGCUACAUUUUAAUGGUAGGACGAAGUUUUGUUUCAGGCCGGGGGCCGCUUUAAGCAGUCUGUGACAUUUGGACUAGUUUGACAAGCCACGGCACUGGCACUGUGCUGAUACUGACUGGACUGGAAUAAUUUGUUUUGACUUCAUCUCUCUCCACAACGGCCUAGCGAAGGAUCCUCUUUUAUAACGCUAAAGAAGAUAAACAUGAGCUUUCUAUUUGGCAAUCGGUCUUCCAAGACCUUCAAGCCCAAGAAGAACAUCCCAGAGGGAUCUCACCAGUAUGAGCUGUUGAAACAUGCCGAGGCGACACUGGGCAGUGGGAACUUACGCAUGGCUGUCAUGCUGCCCGAUGGGGAAGACUUGAACGAGUGGGUGGCUGUCAACACUGUAGAUUUCUUCAACCAGAUCAACAUGCUCUAUGGUACCAUAACAGACUUCUGCACUGAAGAGAGCUGUCCUGUCAUGUCUGCUGGGCCCAAAUAUGAGUAUCAUUGGGCAGAUGGAACCAACAUCAAAAAGCCGAUCAAAUGCUCAGCUCCCAAGUACAUUGAUUACCUAAUGACCUGGGUGCAGGACCAGCUCGAUGACGAGACACUCUUCCCAUCUAAGAUAGGUGUCCCGUUCAAGCGAAACUUCAUGUCAGUGGCUAAGACCAUCCUGAAGCGCCUGUUCAGGGUCUACGCCCACAUCUACCACCAGCACUUUGACUCUGUGAUGCAGCUGCAGGAGGAGGCCCACCUAAACACCUCGUUCAAACACUUCAUCUUCUUCGUUCAGGAGUUUAACUUGAUUGACAGGAAAGAGCUGGUCCCACUACAGGAUUUGAUUGAGAAGCUGACCACCAAGGACAGAUAAACCCAGGCUGACUGAUCAUUUUAACUCUGUGAUAGUCUACUAUUCUUUUUGCACAGAUACCCCUUCUGCCCUGCCCUGGCCUAUAUGUAUACAGCAUACGCUAACUUUGCGAACAUGUUCUCUAGAAAGCCAGGUAAGUAAGGAAGAGUCUUGCACUGUUAUAGGCACUAGGGUAAUACUGUGGGGGAGUUCUAUACUACUGUCUGAGCCGGUAUGUGCUCUAUAGUUGGAUGUACUCUGUUUUUAAUUAGGACGCAUCGCUAAAACUGAAAUAACUAUGUAUUGACAUCCUCUGUUUGUUGUUUAUUUACAGUACCAGUCAAAAGUUUGGACACACCUACUCAUUCAAGGGUUUGUCUUUAUUUUUACUAUUUUCUACAUUGUAUAAUAAUAGUGCAGACAUCAACUAUGAAAUAACACAUGGAAUCAUGUAGUAACCAAAAAAGUGUUAAACAAAUCAAAAUAUAUUUAAUUUGAGAUUCUUCAAAAUAGUUACCCUUUGCCUUGAUGACAGCUUUGCACACUCUUGGCAUUCUCUCAACCAACUUCAUGAGGUAGUCACCUGGAAUGCAUUUCAAUUCACAGGUGUGCCUUGUUAAAAGUUAAUUGGUGGAAUUUCCUUAUUGCGUUUGAGCCAAUCAGUUGUGUUGUGAUAAGGUAGGGGUGGUAUACAGAAUAUAGCCCUAUUUGGUAAAAGACCAAGUCCAUAUUAUGGCAAGAACAGCUCAAAUAAGUAAAUAGAAACGACAGUCCAUCAUUACUUUAAAACAUGUAGGUCAGUCAAUCCGGAAAAUUUCAAGUCGCAGGCGCAAAAACCAUCAAGUGCUAUGGUGAAACUGGCUCCAUUGAGGACCGCCACAGGAAAGGAAGACCCAGCGUUAUCUGCUGCAGAGGAUAAGUUCAUUAGAGUUACCAGCCUCAGAAAUUGUAGCCCAAAUAAAUGCUUCAGAGUUUAAGUAACAGACACAUCUCACCAUCAACUGUUCAGAGGAGACUGGUCGAAUUGCUACAAAGAAACCACUACUAAAGGACACCAAUAAGAGUAGGUGAACGGAUUAUCUACGCAUGUGUGGUUCCCGCCGUGAAGUAUUUAGGAGGAGGUGUGAUGUGUGGGGGUGCUUUUCGGUCGACACUGAUUUAUUUAGAAUUCAAGACACACUUAACCGGCAUGGCUACUGCAGCUAAAUGCCAUCUCCUCUGGUUUGCGUGUAGUGGGACGAUCAUUUGUUUUUCAACAGUACAAUGACCCAUAACACACUUCCAGGCUCUGUAAGGGCUAUUUGACCAAGUAGGAGAGUGAUGGAGUGCUGCAUCAGAUGACCUGGCCUCCACAACCACCCGACCUCAACCCAAUUGAGAUGGUUUCGGAUGAGUUGGACCGCAGAGUGAAGGAAAAGCAGACAAGUGCUCAGCAUAUGUGGGUAUUCCUUCAAGACUGUUGGACAAGCAUUCCUCAUGAAGCUGGUUGAGAGAAUGCCAAGAGUGUGCAAUGCUGUCAAGGAAAAGGGUGGCUACUUUGAAGAAUCUCAAAUAUAAAAUAUACUUGGGUUUGUUUAACACUUUUUUGCUGUUGUGGUUACUACAUGAUUCCAAGUGUUUUUUUCAUAGUUUUGAUUUCUUCUAUUAUUCUACAAUGUAGAAAAUAGUACAAAUAAAGAAAAACCCUGGAAUGAGUAGGUGUGUCAACUUUUGACUGGCACUGUAUAUUAACAUUUAUCAUCUGCUCGUAUUGAAGUUCACCACUACAGAUUGCACAUUUUAAACAGAGGGUAUAAAAUUUCAAGGGACUACAUAAGUAUUUGAGCAUAUUGGUCACAUUGUGAUUUGCCUCAAAACAUAUGGUCAUUUUGUAAAAGUCUGUUUUCAAUACAAUACUGGUAAUCCAGUAAAUUGCCAAAGCUUUAUUUGAUGGGCCGCGUACAGUAUACAAGUAAAAUAUUGUCUUUGAGAUCAAGAGUGCCAUAUUUAUAGCCUGGUUUCUCAUGUUCUCCCCAUAGAAUGUUCUGGCUAAUAAGCCAUCAAAUGAAAUAUAACAGCACAUUCAGUGCUAUAUGCUUCUGUUUCAAUAGUGUGGUGAUUCCCUAUGCCUUUUGUAAGGUCUGAGUAUUGUAUUGCUGUUCUGCGGACUGCUGAGGGAUGGAAUCCAAAAUGAAAAUGUUUACUAUGCAAUAAGUCAUGCCACUCUUCAAAGUUUCAAUGAUUACUAGUUUCCAUUCAUUCAGAUGGGAACAAAUGCUUUUCUUUCUGUGUGUUACUCAUAGUUAGUGGUGUUACUUUAAAGUGGUAGAUGUUGGGACUGAGGCGUUGCUUCGGAUGACUUCAAUAUAGAUCGACUACAGUAUGCAGUAAGACAUGAAAGCAACGGAAUGCUUUGUUAAAAUGCCAUUUUAACUUGACAUCUUUUCAGGAAGAUUUGAUAUGGAGAUGUAACUAGCUUCUGUUCAGAAAUCCACACUGUAAAUACAACAAUAAGGCCAGAAAUUUGCUGUGAUAUCAUAUUUUGGUAGCCGGCAUGGACUGGUAGUUGUAGGUCUAUUAAAGAAUUUAGAAUGUUAUUAGGUCUCUUUUAGAGGUUGUUUCUUCUCCCCUUUCCACCAUGUCAUAGUCCUUUCUUCCUUAUAUCAUUGCGUUAAAUUUGUUUAUUUAGAUUUAUAGCUUUAGAAAAUUACAAUUUAAUGUGAGUGUGUUGAUCAUAAGGUGGUGGCAACAAAGCCGUCUGGCAUGCUUCUCUGGGAACAUUGCAGCAGAAUUUGAUCCUCUGUCUAUACUCUUCCUUCAGAAAGUAUUCAUACCCCUUAACUUAUUCCACAUUUUGUUGUGUUACAUCCUGAAUUCAAAAUGGAUUAAAAAAAUAUAUAUACUAAUUCUCACCCAUCUACACACACUACCUAAUAAUGAAAAAAUUUUUUGCAAAUGAAAUAUCUCAUUUACAUAAGUAUUCACACCCCAGAGGCAAUACUUUGUAGAAGCACCUUUGGUAGUGGUUACAGCUGUGAGUUUUUCUGGGUAAGUCUAAGUGCUUUCCACACCUGGAUUGUGCAACAUUUGCCCACUUUUAUUGUUUUCUAAAUUCUUUAAGGACAUUGCUAGACAACAACUUUCAGGUCUCGCCAUAUUUUUUUUCAUUUAGAUUUAAGUCUGCCACUUAGGAACAUUCAAUGUCAUCUUGGUAGGCAACUCCAGUGUAGAUUUGGCUUUGUGUUUUAGGUUAUUGUCCUGCUGAAAGGUGAAUUAUUUUUUUAUUUAACUAAGCAAAUUAAGAACACAUUCUUAUUUACAUUGAUGGCCUACCCAAACCCUAACGUCGCUGGGCCAAUUGUGUGCCGCCCUAUGGGACUCCCAAUCACGGCCGGUUGUGAUACAGCCUGGAAUCGAACCAGGGUCUGUAGUGACGCCUCAAGCACUGAGAUGCAGUGCCUUAGACUGCUGCGCCACUUGGGAGCCCUCUCCCAGUGUCUGGUCAAAAGCAGACUGAACCAGGUUUGCCUCUAGGGUUUUGCCUGUGCUUAGCUCCAUUCUGUUUUUUUUUUUUAUCCUGAAAAACUCCCCAGUCCUUAACGAUUACAAGUAUACCCAUAGCAUGAUGCAGCCACCACUAUGCUUGAAAAUAUGGAGAGUGGUACUCAGUAAUGUGUUGUAUUGGAUUUACCCCAAACAUAACAGUUUGUAUUCAAGACAAAAAGUGAAUUGCUUUGCCACAUUUUUUGCAGUAUUACUUUAGUGCCUCGUAAACAGGAUGCAUGUUUUGGAAUAUUUGUCUUUACAGGCUUCCUUUUCAAUCUGUCAGUUAGGUUCGUAUUGUGGAGUAACUACAAUGCUGUUGAUCCAUCCUCAGUUUUUUUUCCCCCCCUAUCUCAGCCAUUAACUCUGUUUUAAAGUCACCAUUGGCCUCAUGGUGAAAUCCCUGAGUGGUCUCCUACCUCUCCGGCAGCUGAGUUAGGAAGAAUGCCUGUAUUUUGUAGUGACUGGGUGUAUUGCUACACCAUCCAAAGUGUAAUUAAUAACUUCACCAUGCUCAAAGGGCUAUUUAAUGUUUUUUUUUUAUAGCCAUCUACCAAUAGGUGCCCUUUGCGGUGCAUUGGAAAACCUCCCUGGUCUUUGUGGUUGAAUCUGUCUUUGAAAUUCACUGCUUGACUGAGGGACCUUACAGGUAAUUGUAUGCAUGUGGUACAGAGAAGAGGUAGUCAUUCAAAAAUCAUGUUAAACACUUAUUGCACACAGUGAGUCCAUGCAACUUAUGUGAUUUGUUAGGCACAUUUUUACUCCUGAACUAAUUUAGGCUUGCCAUAACAAAGGCGAUAAAUACUUAUGACUCAAGACAAUAAGUAUUCAACUUUUCAUUUGUAAAACUUUUGAAAAACAUAUUUCCACUUUGAUAUUAUGGGGUAUUGUGUGUAGGCCAGUGAAACAAAAUCUCAAUUUAAUCCUUUUUAAAUUCUGUCUGUAACACAACAAAAUGUGGGAAAAGUCAAGGGGUGCAAAUACUUUCUGAAGGCACAGUAUAUUCCCCUUACUGUAAUAUAUAAUCUUUUGAUAAAUUAGUUGUAAAUAAUGAAUUUGAUUAUGGUGUUGAAAGUUACUGAACUGUAAUAUACUGAAUGCUGUUUAAGGCAAAUGAAGGUGUUUGACCAGAUUGCCUAGUUUGUCUCACUUUUGUGGAAAAUAAAGUAGACUUAUAGCAUA